AAGAACGCUACGCGCCACACGCGGUACACGGUACACGGGACACAUACGAAAACGAAUCAAACGUUAAAUCAAGAGAGAAUUUAAACUAUCUUCAAAAUGGUCGUCAACUUUAAAGUGUUUAAGAAAUGUUCACCGAACAACAUGAUCACGCUCUAUAUGAAUAGGCGUGAAUUUGUGGAUUCGGUGACACAAGUAGAACCAAUUGAUGGCAUCGUUGUACUGGAUGAUGAGUACGUGCGUCAGAAUCGUAAAAUCUUUGUUCAGCUUGUCUGCAAUUUUCGUUAUGGACGCGAAGAUGAUGAAAUGAUCGGACUGCGUUUCCAAAAGGAGUUGACUUUGGUCUCGCAGCAGGUUUGCCCACAACAAAAACAAGAUUUGCAACUGACCAAAAUGCAGGAGCGUCUACUCAAGAAACUGGGCUCCAAUGCAUUCCCCUUUAUUAUGCAAAUGCCUCCCAGUUCCCCAGCAUCGGUGGUGCUGCAACAGCGGGCCAGUGACGAGAGUCAGCCAUGCGGUGUGCAGUACUUUGUGAAGAUUUUCACCGGCGACAGUGAUUGCGAUCGUUCGCAUCGUCGCAGCACCAUCAAUUUGGGCAUCCGCAAGGUGCAGUACGCACCAACCAAACAGGGCAUUCAGCCCUGCACAGUGGUACGUAAGGAUUUCCUUUUGUCGCCCGGUGAACUGGAAUUGGAAGUGACUCUGGACAAACAACUGUAUCAUCAUGGUGAAAAGAUUGCGGUCAAUAUUUGUGUACGAAACAAUUCGAACAAGGUUGUAAAGAAGGUCAAGGCUAUGGUGCAGCAAGGUGUCGAUGUGGUACUCUUCCAAAAUGGACAAUUCCGAAAUACAAUUGCCUUCAUGGAGACCAGUGAGGGAUGUCCCUUGAAUCCGGGUUCAAGUUUGCAAAAGGUCAUGUAUCUAGUGCCAACUUUGGUGGCCAAUUGCGAUAGGGCUGGCAUUGCUGUAGAGGGUGAUAUCAAACGCAAGGACACGGCACUGGCCUCAACUACACUUAUUGCCAGCCAAGAUGCUCGUGAUGCCUUUGGCAUAAUUGUCUCCUAUGCGGUUAAAGUGAAACUAUUUUUGGGUGCUUUGGGCGGUGAACUGUGCGCUGAAUUGCCCUUCAUUCUAAUGCAUCCGAAGCCAAGCCGCAAGGCUCAACUGGAGGCUGAGGGCUCUAUUGAAGCCUAAAGGGCGAAUCAAAAUAUAUCUAAAUAUAUAAAUGGAUAAAAUGUUUACCUCAACUAAACAAACAAUUUCUUAGUGUGCCUAAACAAACGUAGCUGAUUUGUUGCUGAAAAUGUUCUGAACUGCAGUCGUCGUACUUUUUCUUAUAAUAUGUAUAUACAUAUACAUAUAUAUGUAUAUCUAAAAUAUGUAUAUCUACAAAUGUAUAAUUGUGUGUAUGUGUAACAAAAUCAAACAAAAUAGAGGAAUUAAAUACUGGAGAAGAUCAAAUGA
This is a messenger RNA of Drosophila willistoni, 1461 nucleotides long. It is a transcript of the gene Arr1, whose product is annotated as phosrestin-2. Gene Ontology annotation, cellular component: cytoplasm. Gene Ontology annotation, biological process: G protein-coupled receptor internalization; signal transduction. Bases 97 to 1191 code for a protein of 364 amino acids. The record is from RefSeq and is a predicted model, not a curated record. The transcript has 4 exons. Gene Ontology annotation, molecular function: G protein-coupled receptor binding. Lineage: Eukaryota; Metazoa; Arthropoda; Insecta; Diptera; Drosophilidae.